CACGGUUCGUGUGAAGGUUCACAAAUCAAAGUCCCCUGAAUCGGCAAAUCGAAGAGUCUCUCACAGGACCCCAGAUAGUCUCACGCAGCGGGCGAGACGUUUGCUUUCUCCGUGCCGUCCUGCCCGCCACCUGCGACGCGAGAGAGGGCGAGAAAAGUCUUCAUUUCGACAUCCGGUUCCCCGUUACGAAAGCGAAUCACCAACGGCCCUUGGCUACAUGGGUAUCCCCAUGCAUCUCCAUGCGGGGAAAUUGAAACCAUCGACCUGUUUAGCAGCUUAGGGCCCCGACAACCCGAGUGAGAGGGCAGCAAAAGCGGUGCAGAAAGCGUGCCAGUGUGCCAGUAUCCCAGGAGCUGAGCAGCUCGUCGUCACAAUGGCGUACACCAACUUCUUCGUACUAACUACGAGUAGUUACCGACAGACAGACAGACAAGCGUGACAGGGCCCCUGGGUCUUGACCGUCGCGACGAGUGGUCUGUCUUGUCGUUCGUUCAUUCCAUGUUUACCCUUGCAAAAGCAAUGCUGGCGACCCUUUACCGUUCCCCCGGGCCAUCGCGCGAAUCACACCUCGUGGACCGCAGUCUCGGAUCAUCAUCAAUGACCUCUUUGCUAAAGUUUAGCGGCAUGCAAACUCGGUUCCCAUUUUGUCUUUCCUCCAAAUACCCAACUUUCCCACCCCCUUCUCCUACGGCUUUCUUUCCUCCAUUUUGCCCCUUUUGCUUCCUCCUUCUUCUUCCGCCUCUUCUGUGCCUCUCUAGUACAGACAUAUCUAGCGUACCUCGUCUCCGGCCUCCUCCUGUGCCUCCCUUGCGUCCCUCCCGCGCUUUUCCCAGAUCGAAUGAAUUCGAACCCCGCGCGGUAAUCCAACAGAAGCUAGAAUAAAGACGGCUUGGCAUUGGGCUGGGGUGGGUGGUAGUAGCUGACUCAGAAUCCACGUCCCUACCUACUUUUGCGAAUCCCACUCCGCCCUCCCUUUUCCAAUCCAUUCCUCGGCGGCUCUUCUUUCAGCGACGGCCUUUCUGUGGUCGUUUCUUGCUCCGCCCCCGUCCUCCUCUUUAAACAUCUGGCUGUGCCCUUUCAGGCCUUGUCAAGUUCGUCCCAUCUGCGUUUCCCUUUUCCCCACACUUUGGGCGUCAAAACGUUUCCCAAAAAAGAGCAACCACCAUCAGAAUCCAUCCCUUAUUCAGCGCACUGGGGAUCCCGAGACCUUGGUACCAUCGGCCGCUUUCAGUCAAGGGGCAACUGCGCAGUUCGAAUCUCAUCAAAGAGAGAGCGUUCAUCAAGAUCACAUUGGGAUACGGAUAUAGCAACCUGCGAAAGAGAAGAAAGGCCAGAACUACAGGAAACUCACUCGAGGAAGAAACGGAGGCGUUGCGACAAGACGUACAAGAACACAACAAUGUCAGCACCAGCAUAACGGCCCUCGUUGCCGCCGCGCCCCAGCAGCCAGCCAUCAACUUUACACUGGAACCACGAACCCGACGACAAAACAUCACCAACACAGAAAUGUCGGCAGAUGUGACCUUUGACAUCGUCACGGCCAGCAUCUGCGCCCUCCUCAUCAUCGUCCGCUGCGGCUAUCGCAUUCUCCUACGAUGUAAAGUCCACGAUACCUGCCACCGGAUGUGGCACGUCGACGACGCCUACAUGGCCUUUGCGCUCCUCCCGCUCAUCGGCCGCACGACUUGCAUCUCGCUCUCCUUCUACCUCAACCCGACGCACACGUAUGAUGCCGCCACCGAAGAGGCGGCCGCGGCGCGGAAUCUCAGUGUUGAGAAAUUGGCAGAGUAUUACGUCAUCUCACACAAGCUGCUUAUACCGGCUCGCAUAUUCUAUGCAUUAUUCUUGUGGUCGUUGAAGCUCUGCCUGCUCAACUUUUACUCACGCUUCGUGGACAUCUUUGGAUGGGGCAAAGCUGUCACGAAUGCUCUUUGGUGGUUUAUUGUUAUUACGUUUUUUGUUAUCUUGAUACCCACUCUUGCGGAAUGCCGGCCACUUUACUUCAUGUGGUCCCCUGAUCCUACUGGCGCCAAUACCUGCCAUCGAGCCCUCGGAAACCUCAUCACAAUGGCCGUCUUCAACAUCGUUACCGAUAUUGCGCUUAUCAUAUUCCCCUUUCCUAUCUUUCGCCAUGUUAAACUCGACAGCAAAGUUAAGGUGCAGCUCGUGCUCUUAUUCAGCAUCGCUGGCGUUGUUGUCGUCAUCACCAUCAUGCGACUACCCAUGAUACUGAACCAGGCAGUAUCACAAAGAUCUCGUUCCAUGUGGGCAUCCAUAGAGAUACUUUGCGCCUGUAUCGUCGCAAAUACGGCAUUCUUUUACGCGUUAUUGAAAGACUACCAGCGAGGCCACGACUCUCGCGGUGGGAACUCGAGCUACGUGCAGCAGCCCGAUUAUUACAUGCAAGCGAUUCCUUCGCCAGAGUUGCGGAGGGGAUCCUCGGCGCGCUCCGAUGGUUUAGAAGUGCCAGACCAUUGGUCAAGGGAAAGCAGAUCAAGUAGAUCUAGUAACAUUCCUAUCAUAGCAUGA
Colletotrichum scovillei is the source of this 2529-nucleotide messenger RNA. RefSeq lists its product as uncharacterized. Bases 1507 to 2529 code for a protein of 340 amino acids. The record is from RefSeq and is a predicted model, not a curated record. Lineage: Eukaryota; Fungi; Ascomycota; Sordariomycetes; Glomerellales; Glomerellaceae. The transcript has 5 exons.